Juglans microcarpa x Juglans regia is the source of this 941-nucleotide messenger RNA. RefSeq names its product peptidyl-prolyl cis-trans isomerase FKBP13, chloroplastic. Gene Ontology annotation, cellular component: chloroplast. Lineage: Eukaryota; Viridiplantae; Streptophyta; Magnoliopsida; Fagales; Juglandaceae. Gene Ontology annotation, molecular function: peptidyl-prolyl cis-trans isomerase activity. Bases 58 to 711 code for a protein of 217 amino acids. The record is from RefSeq and is a predicted model, not a curated record. The transcript has 5 exons.
CCACUUUUAUCUCGCAUAAGCCUAUCCUGUUUCAAACUGGUAGGUCGAGGACUGGAGAUGAACUCACUGGCAUUUUCAGUUGGGACUGUGAAUCCCAGAAAGUUUAGCACACCCAAAACAAGAUCACUCAUAAAAGACUUUGAUUCCACAAAAACAUCAAAUAUCAGUUUCUCAAGCCAAUCCAAAAACAGCACUUCGCCUCCUGCAACCCAGCAAAAUGUAAACCCAACUAUCCUAGGGAGAAGAGAAGCACUUGGUUUUGGCUUCUGUUUUGGCUUGCUUGAGGCUCUCCUGCGACCAGAAGCCAGUGCAGCAGCAGCCAACGCUGCUCCAUGUGAACUUACUGCAACACCUUCAGGCCUCGCCUUCUGCGAUAAAGUUGUUGGAACUGGCCCCGAGGCUACCAAAGGACAGCUGAUUAAGGCACACUAUGUUGGCAAAUUGGAGAAUGGGAAGGUUUUCGACAGCAGCUACAAUCGUGGGAAGCCUCUUACAUUUCGUGUCGGUGUUGGUGAGGUCAUCAAGGGCUGGGACCAAGGAAUUCUAGGAGGUGAUGGAGUACCUCCCAUGCUUCCUGGGGGGAAACGCACACUGAAGCUUCCUCCAGAACUUGCAUAUGGCGUGAGAGGGGCUGGGUGCAAAGGAGGUUCCUGUGUUAUUCCCCCGGAUUCCGUUCUCCUCUUCGAUGUGGAGUUUGUUGGCAAGGAAUGAGAAGUAGCAGCCACUGGCCAAAGAGCAAGGUCUCUGAGUAACCUUCUUUUAUUAUUUUUACUCUUAAAGAGGAGAAACAUAAAGUUUCUUCCAUAUACAAAUUACUCUUAAAGAAUGUACAUCAUUAUCAACUAAAGAGUGAAUUGACCUUUUGAAAACUAUUCAGGGCAGCAACAUUUUUUCCCAUUUUCUGGCCCUUCUUGAGGCAAUCAAGUUUGCAGUUCAAUGUA